AGAGGAGAACCGGGCUGGCAACCGAACCGGGCUGGCAACGGAACCGCGCUGGGACCCGAACUAGGCUGGCAGCGGAACCAGGGUGGUACCUGAACCGAGCUGGUACCUGAACCGAGCUGGUACCUGAACCAGGCUCUCACCCGAGCCAUGCUGGGACCCGAACCAGGCUGGCACCCGACCCGGGCCGGCUCCCGAGCCGUGCUGGCCCCGCUGAGCCUCGCCCUGCUCCUGCUGGCCCUGCGUGGCCACUGCGAUGACACCGUGGCCGCCAGCGUGGGCCGGCACACCAUGGGCCGCAUCGCCGAGCUGCUGGGCAGCUCCGAGUGCCGGCAGCUGCAGGCGGAGCUGGAGAGCCCCGAGGAGGAGCUGGAGCUGCCGGAGCCGCCGCAGCCCGAGGGGAUCGUCCCCGGCCGCCGCCGCAGGGACAGCCGCGGCCAGCGGGGAUGCUCGGAAGCGCUGCGCUUCUGGCUGGUGACGGCGGGCGAGGUGACGACCUGGGACCGCCUGGUGCGCGCCCUCCGCCACAUCGGGCGCUCCGACAUCGCCGGGGAGCUGGGCAAGAACCUGAACCAGGACCGGAGCCUGGAGCUGCGCAGGAACGUGGAGCGGUACGGCAGCAGCGUGCAGCACCUCAGCUCCCGGCAGCUGCAGCCCGCGGGGCCGCGGGCCAGGAGGGCUCCGCUGCCCGGGGAGAUGCUCUUCGAGCGGCACCCGCCCUCCCAGUACAGCCGCGGGCUCCUGGGCUGGCUCCGGCCCGUGGCUCUGGGCGUGCUGGGAGCCUUCCUCACCUCCGUGCUGCUCACGGGCACGCUGAUGUACUGGUGCCACUGGAGGAGGCUGCUGGGCGCCUGAAAAGAGCCGCAGUAAAACCCCGUGGGGGCAUUGACACCCCGAG
Oenanthe melanoleuca is the source of this 895-nucleotide messenger RNA. It is a transcript of the gene TMDD1, whose product is annotated as transmembrane and death domain 1. The record is from RefSeq and is a predicted model, not a curated record. Gene Ontology annotation, molecular function: protein binding. NCBI's taxonomy places the organism in Eukaryota, Metazoa, Chordata, Aves, Passeriformes, Muscicapidae. Gene Ontology annotation, biological process: signal transduction. The transcript has a single exon. The coding region runs from base 148 to 852 and encodes 234 amino acids.